ACCCCAGAACCAUAGAUCAUGCCAAGGCCCUAACACCACAUCCACCCAUCUAUCCGCCAUCUUCAGACCGAACACUAACCUUAGAUCCACCAAUCUCACCUCGGAACAAACCAUCUUCAGAGCAAACCCUAACCCUAGAUCCACCAAUCUCACCCCCAGAAAGCACCAUCUUCAGAGCAAACCCUAUCCACCUAUCUCUCCUCAGAACACGCCAUAUUCAGACAAAGCCCUCACCCUAGGCCAUCACCAUCCGCUCCAGAACAUCAUAGUGAUGCGCCAUGGGGAUCGACUGGAUGCGUUAAAGCGCUCGUGGAAGCAAACUGCUCAGAGGCCUUGGGAUCCUCCUCUCACCGUUGCAGGAACCUUCAAUUCUUUAUGGAGUGGAGGAAUACUUAGAAAGGAAGGGUUUCAGAUCCAUAGGGUUCUGGUUUCUCCAUUUUUGAGGUGUAUUCAAACUGCUUCGGUGGUCAUUGCUGCUCUCUGUGCAAGCGAGGAGGGCCUUCAUGUGUUCAUGACUAAGCUUGGGGCGUUGGAGAUUCAUCCAUCAGAGUUCAUGGAGCGCCUUGCUGAGUUCACCAGUAAGAAUGUGGUGUUUGAUCCUACUAAGAUAAAUGUCUCAAUAGAGUAUGGACUUUGUGAAGCCUUGUGCGGGUUGUCCAUAAAGCCAGAAGUGAUUCCUAAAGAUGGGAAUUGGUUCGCUGAUGUUUCUGAGCUUGAAACUUUGUUACCUCAGGGAAUUGUUGAUCGUUUUGUUGAAUGUGUGUACCCAAAGUUGCCGCAAUGGGAGGAGAAACAGAAAGUGUGGUGCAGAAGACUCAAAAGCGUCAUUCGGUCUCUUGCAGACAAAUUCCCCAAUGAAAAUCUGUUACUCAUCACUCAUGUUUGCUUCCACGAGCGCUUCAACACAUCUAGUCGAUCCCCAUGGUGCAUCACUAUGAUGUUCUGGAGUUGAUGGUCAUGGCCUAGGAUGAGGGCUUUCUCUGAAUAUGGCGUGUUCUGAGGUGAGACAAGUGGAUGUAAGGUUAGGGUUUGCUCUGAAGAUGGAGCUUUCUGGGUUGAGAUUGGUGGAUCUAGGGUUAGGGUUUGCUCUAAAGAUAGCUUCUUUCGAGGUGAGAUUGGUUGAUCUAAGGUUAGGGUUUGGUCAGAAGACGGCGGGGAGAUGGGUGGAUCUAGUGUUAGGGCCUUGGCAUGAUCCAUGGUUCUCGGGUCUGCUCUUGGGAAAGCUAAAGUUUUGUGUCGGGGUCCACCUGCCUCUGUAUUUAAACAAAUAAUAUACCAUGUGACCCCACUUCUCUUGUUUAUUAGCCGAUCGGACGGCUGAGAUUGUUCAUUUCACAUGUUAACUUACAGUUUUAAUUUUUUAUAGAAUUUUUAGUGAAAUAAUAUUUUGGGUGUGGUUUGUAUAGCGCCAA
Messenger RNA from Amborella trichopoda, 1412 nucleotides. RefSeq lists its product as uncharacterized. The record is from RefSeq and is a predicted model, not a curated record. NCBI's taxonomy places the organism in Eukaryota, Viridiplantae, Streptophyta, Magnoliopsida, Amborellales, Amborellaceae.